Pipistrellus nathusii (Nathusius's pipistrelle) is the source of this 1266-nucleotide messenger RNA. Lineage: Eukaryota; Metazoa; Chordata; Mammalia; Chiroptera; Vespertilionidae. The record is from the annotation of a GenBank genome assembly.
AUGGCGGACAUCUCCCUGGACGAGCUCAUCCGGAAACGGGGAGCAGCGGCAAAGGGGAGGCUCAGUGUCAGACCAGGAGUUGGAGGCGUCCGAUCGUACGUUGGGAUCCAGCAGAGCUUCCUCAGUCCGCCAGCACGCACAGCCACCUUCCAGCAGAAGUUUGAUGCCCGGCAGAAGAUUGGCCUCUCGGAUGCCCGGCUCAAGCUGGGAGUCAAGGAUGCCCGAGAAAAGCUGUUGCAGAAAGAUGCUCGUUUCCGGAUCAAAGGGAAAGUGCAGGAUGCCAGAGAGAUGUUGAACUCCCGCAAGCAGCAGAGCAUGGCUCCCCAGAGGCCCCACCAGGUGGCCGAUGCCCGGGAGAAGCUCAGCUUGAAGCGGAGCUCCCCUGCCUCCUUCAUGAGCCCCCCCAUCGGGACGGUGACCCCCGCGCUGAAGCUCACCAAAACCAUCCAGGUUCCACAGCAGAAGGCCGUGACACCACCUCACACCCAUCCUGCUGGAAUGAGGAUUAAUGUCGUCAACAAUCACCAGGCCAGACAGAAUCUGUACGACCUGGAUGAAGACGAUGACAUUGCAACUCCCAUUCCUAGUAAACAGACGAAGCUGACAGCCUCCAGCAGCUUUCUGCACCACAUGGCCGGACUGAGCAGUUCCAAGCUGUCUGUGUCCAAGGCCGCCCCCCUCACCAAAGUGGUGCAGAAUGAUGCGUACACAGCACCUGCGCUCCCAGCCUCGGUCCGAACAAAAGCCUUGACCAGCAUGUCCCGGACACUAGUGAACAAGGAGGACACCCCCAAAGAGCUGCCGCCUGCUGAGCCUGUCCUCAGCCCUUUGGAAGGGACCAAGAUGACUGUGAAUAACCUGCACCCUAGGGUCACCGAGGAGGACAUUGUGGAGCUUUUCUGUGUAUGUGGAGCCCUGAAGCGGGCUCGGCUGGUCCAUCCGGGGGUAGCAGAGGUGGUUUUUGUGAAGAAGGAUGAUGCCAUCACUGCCUAUAAGAAAUAUAACAACCGGUGUCUGGAUGGGCAGCCAAUGAAGUGCAACCUUCACAUGAAUGGGAACGUCAUCACCUCCGACCAGCCCAUCCUGCUGCGGCUGAGUGACAGCCCCUCGGUGAGAAAGGAGAGCGAGCUGCCUCGCAGGGCGAACUCCACUGCCGCCUCCAACCCUCCGGCCGAGGUGGACCCCGACACCAUCCUGAAGGCGCUCUUCAAGUCCUCGGGGGCCUCUGUGACCACGCAGCCCACAGAAUUCAAAAUCAAACUUUGA